GUGGGGGGACCGGGGGUAUCCAGCACACUGGGAAGUCCCUUGUCCCAGGGCGUGGGGAUAGGGAUGAGAGUUUGAGGUGUUUCUCCGCUUCCCGGUUUGGUGGGUGGUGGGGAGGAUGGGGCUGGUCCCCAGUCCAGCCCCCCCGGCCCCGCCGAGAGAGGGAAGUUCGAGGCCAGAGGGAUGGGCUGAAAUGAGGGGGGCGGUGUUUGGGACGAUGGUCCCCACCCCACCAGGGUGUCAUCCGGGGGUCUUCAGCUCUUUCCUCAGUGCCCCCACCCUUUGAUCUACCCCUCUUUAGCCCUCCCCAGCCCCAUAGCUGGGGGGACUGUUUCCUCUUUGCUAGAGGGAGAGGGAGGGCUCAGCAGGGCCCUGUCCAUCCGACCUCAUCCCGGUGCACACGACACCUCUGUCCUGGGCAUCACUGGUGGGAAGUGGUUACUCACUGGGUGCUCCAAGAAGGGUUUUUGGGUCACCUCUACCCCCAAGAUGAGGUUUCAGAAGUUCUUAAAAACACUCCUCAGUGCUUAUUCCUCACCCUCUCCCCCUCUCUCUCUCCCCAAGCUCCUAGAAGAUGACUUCCAGUUCCUCCUUUGCGAGGGCUGCCAGCAGGAGUCGCCCAACCUCAAGCUCCUCACCUGCCUCCACACCUUGUGCGUGGGUUGCCUGAGCAAGAAUGAGCCCGUCAGGCAGUGCCCUGUGUGCUGCACGGCCAUCCCGCAGGCCGAUGGCAUUCCGGUCAUGGACAACCUGCUCUUCACCAACCUGCAGGCCCGGCUGAGGGUCUACAAGCAGAUGGUUGAUGGAGUUGACUUGUUUUGUGACAACUGCACGAAAUCUGGGGAGUUCUGGUGCUCCGAGUGCUUCGAGUUCCUCUGCACCAAGUGCUUCGAGGCCCACCAGCGCUACCUGAGGUGGGAGAGCCACAGAGCCAAGAGGGUGGUGGACAUCAGGGCAGGGUCUGCAAAUGACUUCCUGCAGGGAAUCAGGAGGACUGGUGGCUUGUCCUGCUCCAACCCAGACCACAGGAACCAGCCUGUGAGCAUCUACUGCCAGCAGUGUGAGAAGGCGCUGUGCUGCUCGUGCGCGCUGCUGGACAACCAGCACUCGCAGUUCAGCGACAUCUGCAGCGAGACCCAGCGCAGGCAGGAGGAGCUGAGCUCCAUGGAGCGGGAGCUGCGGCGUCGCCGGAGCGGCUUUGAGGCCACCUACGCGUCCCUGCAGGGCGAGGCCGCCCGGCUGGAGGAGGCGCAGCGGGAGAUGCGGGAGCUGAUCCGUCAGCGCGUGGAGCAGCUGGUGCGGCUGAUCCGUCAGGAGGAAGAGGAGCUGUUGGGGCUGGUGGAGGCGCGGCAGGAGCAGGGCCGUCGGGAGCUGGCGCGGGAGCUGCGGCACGUGGAGGGGGUGCUGCGGCGGAUGGAGGCGGGCGAGAGGCUGGUGGAGAAGAUGAGCCUGUACGCCACGGAGCAGGAGGUGAUGGACAUGCAGCCCUUCAUCAAGGGCUCGCUGCAGGAGCUCCAGCGGCUGCAGCCACUGUCAGCUGGGAACCAAGCGGAGCCUGGGCCCUUUGCUGAGUGCAGGGCCAGGCUGCAGGCGCUGGUGGAGCGUGUCACGGAGCACCCAGCAACAGGUACCUCCACUUCCCAGCACAACUCCCUGUCUGACGAGAGCACUGUGAUCCUUGACCUCAAACAUCCUGGGGAAGAUUGCCAACCACAAGGAGAUCUCCCCGUGGACCUGCUGGCCCAUCACCAGCCCUGUGCCCCUGUGUCGGACCCCUCUGGUGGCCAAGGACACGUGUGUCCAAACCAGGGAGGGGGUAUGUCCCCCACCCUACCCACAGCUCCAGCUCUUCUGAUGCAGAGGGAGGAAGAAGCAGAGGAAGACUCAGGCUCAGCCCAUGGGGACACUGUGCCUGUUCCCAGGAGCAUCCAGGACUCUCUGGCCUCCCUGCAGGAAGGUUUUGGUGGCUGGGCCAGGUCUAACGUGCAGCAGGCAGACAAGCUCCUGAGGAUGGGCACUCGCCUCCUGCAAGCUCAGCAGAGGGCAAACAGGCACCUAGUGGCCAUGACCCGGGAGAUCCGGGCCACGUCCCAGUCCCUGGCCACCAUUGCCUCUGCUAUGGGACCCCUGGUGCAGCCCGUGGCCUGCCCACAGAACCCCUCCACAGCAGACAUGGACUGGCCAUCCCUGCCCUCCAACUUGCUGGACUUAUUCCCUUCCAGUACCCCACAGAAGGAUGAACUGCCGGUCCCAGUGGCUGCCGUGGCCCUUUCCCCCAGAACACCCCCUCCUGCCACCCCCCCAGCCAGCCCAGCACGCUCCGAGACCCCCAGCCUAGAAUCCGAGUGGGAAUGCCCCAAAUCAAUGCUUUCCACCAGGGGCAAGCGGGGUGGGCAGCCCUGCAAGAGACUUCGGAAGCGGAGGAAGUGAGGGUCUGCAAAGCAGGACGUUUGCCAUGGACUGUGGCUGCUUGGAAAACCCUCCAGAGGUCCCUGUGGAGACCUUUAGGGCUCCUUUUCACCUUGCCAUGCCAAUA
This is a messenger RNA of Corapipo altera (White-ruffed manakin), 2533 nucleotides long. RefSeq names its product protein PML-like. Bases 487 to 2427 code for a protein of 646 amino acids. Gene Ontology annotation, cellular component: chromatin; PML body; nucleoplasm. The transcript is spliced from 3 exons. Gene Ontology annotation, biological process: intrinsic apoptotic signaling pathway in response to DNA damage; positive regulation of DNA-templated transcription; PML body organization. Gene Ontology annotation, molecular function: ubiquitin-protein transferase activity; zinc ion binding. The record is from RefSeq and is a predicted model, not a curated record. Lineage: Eukaryota; Metazoa; Chordata; Aves; Passeriformes; Pipridae.